AUGACGGAGCAGCCCCUCCCGACCAUGGUGCUCCGACUCCUCCUCGCCGCCAGGAUUGUGGCCCACCCGGCGGGGCUCCUGAUCCAACAAGGGCUACCAGCCAGCCAGCACUGCCGCUGCUGGUCCGUGACUGCUUAUUCGCCAGACCCUAGAGCGGUGCUGCCAUUCGCGGUGAUUGGAAGCAACUGUGUGAUUGAAGGCGAGGGUGGCAAGCGCGUGCGUGGUCGCCAGUACCCCUGGGGUGUGGUGGAGGUGGAGAACCCACGCCACUGCGACUUCACAAAGCUGCGAAUCUUCCUCUUGAAG
This is a messenger RNA of Dibothriocephalus latus, 306 nucleotides long. NCBI's taxonomy places the organism in Eukaryota, Metazoa, Platyhelminthes, Cestoda, Diphyllobothriidea, Diphyllobothriidae. The record is from the annotation of a GenBank genome assembly.